AUGAGGCCACUGCUUUCAACUUUCUUGGACUCCCGGAGGAAUAUGCGUCCACUGCUCUCAAGUUCCUUAGACUCUACUUGCGAGUAUGGGGCCACUGCUCGCAACUUCCUUAGACUCCCCGUGGAGUAUAUAGCCACUACUAUCGUCCCUUACAUUCUGCUAACGAGUAUGGGGCCACUGCUCUCAACUUCCUUGACUUCCCUGGUUCCUUAUAAUCUAUCCACUAGAAUUCUGCUAACGAGUAUGGGGCCACUGCUCGCAACUUCCUUAGACUUCCGGAGGAGUUGGUAUAGCCACUGCUAUCAAGUCCCUUACAUUCUACUAACAAGUAUGGGGCCACUGCUCUCAACUUCCUUAGACUUCCGGAGGAGUAUGGGGCCACUGCUCUCAAAUUCUGCUUAUGACUUCCUUAGACUAACGGAGUAUGGGGCCACUGCUCAAGUCCCUUUAGACUCUACUACCACUUCCUUCCUAGACUUCCGGAGGAGUAUGGGUCCACUGCUCUCAAGUUCCUUAGACUCUACUAGCGAGUAUGGGGCUCUACUCAACUUCCUUAGAACUCCCUGGCGGAGUAUGGAGCCACUGCUCUCAAGUUCCUUAGACUCUACUAGCAGUAUGGGGCCACUUCUCUCAACUUCCUUAGACUCCCCGAGGAAUAUAGAGCCUACUACUGUCCCAUUCUGCUAA
Messenger RNA from Acanthosepion pharaonis, 687 nucleotides. The record is from the annotation of a GenBank genome assembly. NCBI's taxonomy places the organism in Eukaryota, Metazoa, Mollusca, Cephalopoda, Sepiida, Sepiidae.